Molecule: messenger RNA, 2624 nt
Organism: Anastrepha ludens (Mexican fruit fly)
Lineage: Eukaryota; Metazoa; Arthropoda; Insecta; Diptera; Tephritidae
Gene: ReepA
Product: receptor expression-enhancing protein 1
Exons: 10
Coding region: 444-2447 (667 amino acids)
Biological process (GO): endoplasmic reticulum tubular network organization
Cellular component (GO): cytoplasmic microtubule; endoplasmic reticulum membrane; endoplasmic reticulum tubular network
Molecular function (GO): microtubule binding
Source: RefSeq, a predicted model, not a curated record
UUAAUAUUUGCUGUUGCGUUGUUUGUUUCUAUACAUGUUUCUAUGUUUCUCGGCUAGCUGAUUGGGAUUAAAAAUCAGUCGCUGGAAUAGAACAGCUGAAAAAUAAGAUGUGUGAGAAUAUUUAACUAAUUAAUAUAUACAUAAGUGUAGCUAAGUAAAGCGUGGUGUUAAGAAAACAUGAAGUUUUUUGUAUAAAGGUAAAAAGUCUGAAAAUAGCUGCAAUAGUGGCCAAUAAGGCGUAAGAAUUCUAGGACUUGAAUUGCAUUGGUGAAUAAGCGGUGAUAGCCGUAAAAUAACAAAGGCAGGCGUACAGACUCGUUUGAUGUGAACGUGCACAACUUCAGUGUUUACUUUACCCUAGGAGGCAGCGCACCAAGUGGAAGACUGAAGGACGACGAAGCGCAACGAUUGGUGCUAUUCAAGUGUGAACUUUAAUCGUCGCCAUGAUCAGUGCAUUGCUCUCGCGGCUUAUAAUAUUAUCCUUUGGUACUCUAUAUCCGGCAUAUGCUUCAUACAAGGCUGUGCGCACCAAAAACGUUAAGGAAUAUGUAAAAUGGAUGAUGUAUUGGAUUGUUUAUGCUUUCUUUACAUGCAUAGAAACAUUUACGGACAUCUUUCUUUCAUGGUUUCCGUUUUACUAUGAGGUCAAAGUGAUUAUUGUUCUAUGGCUUUUGUCGCCAGCCACAAAGGGUAGCUCCACCUUGUAUAGAAAGUUCGUACACCCGAUGCUUACACGUAGGGAACAGGAAAUCGAUGAGUACCUCAAUCAAGCCAAAGAACGUGGUUACUCAGCAGUACUACAGUUGGGCACCAAAGGCGUCAAUUAUGCCACCAAUGUCAUCAUGCAAACUGCGCUUAAGGGUGGUGGAAAUCUGGUGCAAACCAUACGACGCAGCUACAGUCUAAGUGAUCUCUCAGAACCAGAUGUACAUCGCACUCAAGACGAGAUUGACGAUGUGGUGCAAAUGCGUUCACAGCCACGUAUGCUGCGGCCUCGUACCCAGCCUGGCAUUGCGCGCUCUGCGUCCGGUACGCGCCACUCUACUGGCAUGUAUUUUUCCGAGGUGGAUGUCGUCAAAGGUGCGGAUGGUUUUAACUAUAAUAUAAGAUCAUCAGAAGACAUUAGUUCGGGUUAUUCUAGUGCGGAGCCGGUUUCUGCUGGUCUAAGUAGAACAUCUUCGAUGACAAAUGCUUCGAAAACACGUUUGAAAGCCAAACGCACAGAGAUUGUAAAUGACCCCAAACAGUUUAGACCAACAGAGCGAGAACUCUUUCAGCCCAGUCCAUUACCUAUGCCUGGGUUUGGUCAUUUAAAAACUGAAAUAGGGUCAGAUGGUUGUGAAAGAUUAGAGAACUCUGCAGUUUUCGAUGCGCAGAAAUGCAUCCACACCUCAGAGGAUAUGCCACACGCAAAAUCUAAAAACGAAGGUGACAUCUACGCCAAGGAAGCAGCCCAGCCACAGUCAAAAAUGCAAACGAUAGAGGAGAUCAAUGAUUUUGAGAAUAGUUUUGAAAUGGAAAACGCAGAAAAUGUUAUGAAUUUCGUAAAAAUCACAGAAAUGGAAGAACAACCGACUCACAGUGAUACCACGCGGCAGCAGCAGGAUAAAUAUGAGCCUGCAUUACCUCAAGAAAGUCUAUCGUUUAAGGAUACAGAUGCGGAAGUUAAUGAAGUUGAAGUAGGAUUAACGGACGAGAUUAGUUUCAAGGAUAACAAUUCUAUUUGCAGUAACACCGAUACCUUCAACACUCUUGAAAGCAGCGAUGAGGACAAUGAAAGUGAUGAGUUUUCAGAUGCACUACCAUCAUUAGCCGACGACGACGACGGCAUUGAGACGGUGAAGGAAGAGAAACUAACCGAUCAAACAGUGAAAGAAAAUGAAACCAGCCAAAUGCUGUACGCAGAGAAAGAUUCUGUUGAACCUAUUGCCACAACUCAAGCGGCUACUGAAGCAUCGCCGACACCCGCAGAGUUGAGCAAAAUGAGCAAAGAGAGCAAAUUUGAAAAGCCUAAAGUCAGUGCUAAACAACUACAAGACACUUUAAAAGAAAUAAAAGACAAUUUUCGUGCCACUAUUGCACCCACAACAUCGCUACCAACAACAACUACCUACGAUAGUAGCAAAUUAUUAGCUCAACGCCUGUUUACGCACAACAAAGGCAAAGCACCAGCACCGCCGUUACCACCGCGCCCCACACGUCCAGUGACAAUGAGCGACAAUGUGGACACUGUUAUCAGUGCAGUACAGACUCCAUACAGCAAUACCGUAGAUGCUACUAGCAUAUCAUCGCGUAGUCCUUCGCCAGUGCCGCAUAAGAGCAUUUUCAAAAAUUUAAAAACGAAUCUCUUUCGUUUUACCAGCAACAGUAGUUUGGUCGAUAAGCAAAAUGACGGAAAUGUGGAAAAAUCCACGCACGCUUCACCGCCAUAUGAAACGCAAAUAUAGCUGCAGCUACAAAAACAACAAUAAUAUUAUAAAAACAACAUAUUUACAAGAAUUUGCAGUUAAAGCAACAAAAUUUUGCUAGAACUGUUAUGUCGGCCAGCUACACCACUCUUCCACGCACCAAAAAGUCUGAGAAAGUCAUCGUAGCCAGCUCCAAAGCGCGUAGCAAGUUGGAAA